AUGUGUUCUUUUACCAUAGCCACUUCCUUCUCCUCGCUUCUCUCUACUCACUUAGAAACAAAACUUUCUUUUCUCACAAGCAAUUCUCAUAACAAAACCUUUUCUUCCUUCCCAAGCAACUGCCGUAUCAAUCUUGAAAUGGCGUCAACAACAACAUCAACAAUACCAGCUACCGAAGUUUUCCCUAGCGUUAUCAUGCCCAUCACGGUAGUCUUAACCUGCGUUCUUCUCUUGGUCCUUGUCUGCGGAUUCAUCUCUCUCUUCUUCUGGAAAUGUUUUCUGCACCGGUUGUUCUCAGCUUGGACCCGUCAGAGAACGCCCUACGGUGACCUAAUCCACGUCACCACUCCCCCUGAACAGACAGGCCUCGACCCAUUCAUCAUCAAGUCGUUUCCCGUCUUCCUCUAUUCAUCAGCAACAGUGAAAAACCAAUGUACGGAGUGUGCUAUCUGCUUGUCAGAGUUUUCGGAUGAAGACACCGUUAGGUUAAUAACGGUUUGUCGUCACGGGUUUCAUUCAGUUUGCAUUGAUCUCUGGUUUGAGUCACACAAGACUUGUCCUGUUUGCCGGUGUGAGCUAGACCAGGGUCUGGUCGGAUCUGGAAGCCAUGAGUCUUUGCACAACACAGUCACGAUUACUAUUCAAGACCUGAACCAUGACCAAGAGAAUCCUCCUAGCGCUAGCUCAAGCAAACGGCUUACGAGGUUCUCCAGGUCACAUUCUACGGGACAUUUCAUGGUUAAGAUGACGGAUGUUAAUGUGAAGAUUAAAAGAAGACAUUACCAAACAAGAAACAGUGUUAUGUUCGAGGAAUACGCUCAUACCACUAGUUUAAGCAAAAGGGAAGCAUCGGCUUGGAGAUUCUCGAGGUCACAUUCUACAGGGCAUUUUAUGGGUAAGACUACGUAUAAUGAAGCUGCAGAAUACGGGAUGGCUUGGUGAUAUUCAUUAUUACCUUAGCAAAUAAAUUAUUUAUUUGUGUGUGUUUUUUUUUGUCAGCUUUUUGUGUGUUCUUUAUAGCAGUAGAAUUAUUGAUAACUGUAAGAAAAAAAAAGAAAUUGCUCAAAAAAAAAGUUAAAAAAAUAAUAAUAAUUGAAAAACUGUAGUAAAGAUCUAUAGUCAGAUAUCCCUACAAAUAAACUGUAAUAAAGAUCUGUUGUCCUCUAUUGUGUCACCAUCUUCAGGUUUUUCUUUAGAAGUAUUGUUGUCCUUAAUUUGUUGUGUAGCUUCUUCAGUUUCACCGGCACUUAUCAAGCUAGACUUUAGACUGAUGGGUGAUGGGUCUGCCCAUUCAUUCCUAUAGGAGAACGGAGUUGUAAUGAAGAAAUUUUUUCUUUAUCAUCC
This is a messenger RNA of Brassica napus (rape), 1344 nucleotides long. RefSeq names its product RING-H2 finger protein ATL28. The coding region runs from base 1 to 942 and encodes 313 amino acids. The record is from RefSeq and is a predicted model, not a curated record. The transcript has a single exon. Lineage: Eukaryota; Viridiplantae; Streptophyta; Magnoliopsida; Brassicales; Brassicaceae.